Scheffersomyces stipitis CBS 6054 is the source of this 1062-nucleotide messenger RNA. RefSeq names its product Mak32p (gene MAK32). The record is from RefSeq and is a predicted model, not a curated record. Bases 1 to 1062 code for a protein of 353 amino acids. The transcript has a single exon. Lineage: Eukaryota; Fungi; Ascomycota; Pichiomycetes; Serinales; Debaryomycetaceae.
AUGACUAACAACAGCGAAAGUGUUAUAGUCACUUCGAUGGGCAUGUUCAUCAUUGACGACAAUAUAUAUCCUCCGUCUUGGAACAGAAAGAACGACACAGACAUUAUUGGCGGAGGUGGUCCGUAUGCCAUUGUAGGAGCUACCAUGAUAGCAGGACGGGAAAAUGGACACAGGGUCAGUGGCAUAAUCGAUAAGGGUCUGGACUUUCCUAAAAAGGUUGAGGAGCAGUUGAAUUCAUGGCAGUCUGGAGUCAUCUUUCGAGAGAACCCAGAAAGACUCACAACCAGAGGAGUAAACACCUAUGACGAGAACCAUAUCCGUCAUUUUUCCUACAAGAAUCCCAAGAAACGUAUCGAAGUCGUUGAUAUAUUGCAACUGGAUAAAUUGUCGACUUCGCGAUGUUUUCAUUUGAUUUGCUCUAUUGAACGUUGUGAAUCGAUCAUAGACGAUCUUAACUCUAAACUAGACCAUACUCCAGUUUACAUAUAUGAGCCUCUCCCAGACGACUGUAUCUCUACCAACUUUGACAGGCUCAAACUCUUGCUUCCUAAGAUUGACAUUUUCACACCCAAUCUCGAUGAGGCCCAGGCACUCUUGGGCAGAUCAGGUUCACUUCCUAGCACAUCGGAAAAGCUUAAGGAAGUAGCGUCCCAUUUUAUGCCCUAUUUAAAGCUCAAGAACUCAGGAAUUAUCUUGAGAUGUGGUCCACUUGGUUGUUUCAUAAAUACCAUAGACGACUACAAUGUCUUGUUGCCUGCUUAUCACAGCGAUCAGACAAAGGUAGUAGAUGUCACUGGAGGUGGAAACUCUUUCUGUGGAGGAUGCAUAGCAGGAUUUUACUUGUCAGGAGGUAACUGGCUAGUAGCAGGAGUAAGUGGAAAUUUGGUCAGUGGGUGUGUUAUAGAGAAGUUGGGAAUGCCUCUUAGACAGUCUGAAACCAACAAAUGGAAUGGUCUGACAGUUUCAGAAAGAUUAGACACUUAUUUGAAAAAUAAUCCUCAGAUUAUCGAGGUUCAAAAUGAACAACUAUUACAGGGUUUGAACGUAUUGAAACAAGUAUAG